CGCUGGGCGGCGGGAACCCGGGGGGCCGCAACCCCGGCCCGCGGGCCCUGGGACACGGGGAUACCCCGGCACCCGCACGGCCCCCCGCUACUGGCGUACUGGACCAGCCAACGCGCUCCGCCGCCGGGGCACCCGCCAUGACGGCCCCUCACGCCGCACUCGGAAGCGCGUCACUCCCGGCGGCCGCGACCCCGCCACUCCGCGCCCCCGCCCCACCGGAUGGUGCGUGACGCCAUCGCGCCGCGCCGCGCGCUGCCGCCGCCGCCCGCAACAUGGCCGUGGCGGGGGAGCUGCCGCCGCCGCUCGCCGCGCCGCUGCCGGCGGCCGCCGCCAUCCCCUCCUUCGCCGUGGCCCGCGGCCUGGUGGGGCGCCGCUACUCGUGCCUGGUGGUGGCGCCGCACCGCAGGCACGUCGCGCUGGCGCCGCGCUACCUGGGCCGCAAGCGCACCGGCAUCCGCGCCCAGCUGGACGCCGAGCUCCUGCGCUACUCGGAGAGCCUUCAGGGAGUGCCGGUGGCGUACGACAACAUCAAAGUGGUGGGCGAGCUCGGGGACAUCUAUGACGACCAAGGGUUCAUCCACCUGAACAUCGAGGCGGACUUCGUCAUCUUCAGCCCCAAGAAAGGGAAAAAACUGAAGGGUAUAAUUAAUAAAGUGGCCCCUAGUCAUAUUGGCUGCCUGAUACAUGGAUGCUUCAAUGCUUCUAUCCCUAAACCUGAACAAAUGUCGAUUGUACAGUGGCAAGAACUGGGUUUAAAAAUAGGGGAUGAACUGAAAUUUCAAGUAUUGCACUUGGAUUCUGAUGCAGCUGGGGUGUUCUUCAUUCGAGGAGGACUCACUAAAAGCAGCAUGCAGCCCAGACAAUCUGAGACCAUCACUGACAGUACAAAUGGAGGUGAAAUUCAAAACCUUGACCACCAGGAAAAUGGCUUCAAUGACUCUGGGGGAAAUAAUGUCACAGAGGAGCCUCAAGGUGAGAUGGAUAACGCUGGGGGGGAAAAUGCAGAAGAGCAAAGUGUUGAUGCUGUGAAUGGAGUAUGUGAUGAUAAAAACAAGAAGAAGAAGAAAAAGAAAAAACAUAAGCAAGAAGAACAGGAGCAUGUAUUGCCUACCAGUGACUCCAGUGGUUACCAAAGUGACCAUAAAAAGUCAAAGAAAAAGAAGAGAAAGCAUUCUGAUGAAACUGAAGAAAGUGAAUUAUCUCAGCCGUCACAAAAACCCAAAGCUAAAAAGAAAAGGGUCUAAAGUUUGAAGUACCUUUUCUGAAUAAGAUUUCAGACAUUUUUUAUGAGCUUCCAAUAAAAUCCCAUUUUCAAAAUGUA
Messenger RNA from Phalacrocorax carbo (great cormorant), 1321 nucleotides. Lineage: Eukaryota; Metazoa; Chordata; Aves; Suliformes; Phalacrocoracidae. The record is from RefSeq and is a predicted model, not a curated record.